CAGAAGGCAGGAGAGAGGAGAGAGGAGAGAGGGAGAGGGAGAGGGGAGGGGUAAACACCCUCUCUUACUCACCCUAACUAUGAAUUGAAACAAACUUUCCAGGGGUUUCCCUUUCCCCCAUUCCCCCUUCUCCAAAUCUCCACUCCACAAAACCCCCCAUCGACCCCUCACUAACCCCAAAAAAAUUCCAUCACUAUCCACAACUCGAUUCAACACGCCUAUACGCACGCACACGUAUAGAGAGAGAGAGAGAGAGAGAGAGAGAGAGAGAGAAGAGGAUGCGAUCGUGGCCCUGGCAGCGGCGGGGGUUGUCGUUGUCGGCCUCGUCCGAUGAAUUGGAACUGGAAUCGGGAGGUCGUUGAUGGCCUUGCAAAUGAGCUGGCAGCCGAGCCUACUCCCCCAGAAGCGGAAAACCGGUCCUCCGUUAGGGUUGCGGAACAUCGGGAACUCGUGCUACCUCAACAGCGUCCUCCAGUGCCUCACCUACACCCCGCCCCUCGCCAAUUUCUGCCUCAACUUCAACCACUCCUCUUCCUGUGAUUUUGCGGCGGAGCCGAAGCGGGACUGUCCGUUUUGUAUAUUAGAGAAGCGGAUUGUGAGGUCCUUGGGUAGUGAACUAACCCUUGACACGCCGGCGAAGAUGAACAACUGCCUGAAACUCUUCGCGGAGAACUUCCGGAUCGGGCGGCAGGAGGAUGCACACGAGUUUCUCCGGUAUGUGAUUGACGCCUGCCACAACACCUGCCUCCGCCUCAAGAAGUUGCAGCAGUUGCAGCAGCGGCGUAAGGGUGGUGGUGGAAAUGAGGGUUUUGGUGGUGGCGGAACGGUGGUUAAGGAGAUUUUUGGGGGUACUCUGCAGAGUCAGGUGAAGUGUUUAUCGUGCGGUGUAGAGUCAAAUAAGGUCGAUGAGAUCAUGGAUAUGAGCCUUGAUGUGUUGAAUAGUAGUUCUCUUAAAGAGUCUCUGCAGAAGUUUUUUCAAGCUGAGACAUUGGAUGGGAACAACAAAUACAAGUGUGAGAAUUGUAAGAAAUUGGUCGCAGCAAGGAAGCAGAUGUCUUUACUUCAAGCACCGAAUAUUCUUGUAAUCCAAUUGAAGAGGUUUGAGGGCAUAUUUGGUGGGAAGAUUGACAAAACCAUUUCAUUUGAGGAAGUUCUGGUGCUUUCAAGCUAUAUGUGCAAAGCAAGCAAGGAAAAACAUGCAGAGUAUAACCUUUUCGGUACCAUUGUGCAUUCAGGUUUCUCACCUGACUCAGGACACUACUAUGCAUACAUCAAGGAUGCUAUGGGCCGUUGGUAUUGCUGCAAUGAUACGUAUGUUAAACUGUCUAAUCUGCAGGAGGUUUUGUCAGAAAAAGUUUAUAUCCUUUUCUUUUCUCGUACUAAACAAAGGCCAGGGCCUGCCAAAGCUGCAUUGGCUUCCAAUGGAGUGAAGUCUCAAGAUUGCAACGGAAGCAACACAUCUAGAAGCCAAAAUGUUGUUUAUUCAGCGAAACCAGUGUAUAUGAACCCAUCUGUUGAUCGUUCUGUUGAGAAGGAUAACUUGAGCAAAUCACAGGACAAUGAAGUGCCUUCUAGUGCUCAGGACAACAUAAGUAGCCUUGGAAACUCUAGUUCCAAAAAGUUUCCUCCAACUGUAGAUGUAAAAGUAGUUCAAAAAAUUCAAUCUAAUGGAAGGAAUGGGCAUGUGAAAGCCUCAAUUUCCAUGGAGAACGGUGAGACGAAUAUGCUAUCAUCAAACGGAAAUGGUGCUACCAAAAGUAAAUCAGUUGAUGCAGUUGAUAAUGGGAACAUAAAAGCUUAUCCUUUGGCGAAUGGGAAUGGUAAAGUCAAGAGUACACCUGCUAAUUCUGUAGAAGCAGGUAAGCCCGAGGAUAAUAAUGGAAGAAAUGCCGUGACAGCAGAAAUAGUAGCCAACAAGGAUGAAUUGAAGAAUGGCGGUGUCGACGGUCCCUCUAAUAUCUCAGGAUCCAAAAGAAAACUCCAGGAUGAGGAUUCAUGUAUUUUGUUUGCCAAAGAUGGUGUAAAUCGGGCAGAACUUGAAGAUCUCAAAGAAGUUCUACAAAAAGAAGCUUCUUCAUUUUUGCGAUCAUGUCGUUGGACAGAGGAAGUUCAUCGAUCGAUGUGUUCUAAGAAGGCGGCUUGUUUGCUAGAAGCAGGCAACAUGGCAUCAAAUGGCAGUGAUUUGAAGAAGUUGUUGAUAGUGGAAGCCAAACGAAAAUUUCUGUCACAAAUCCCGGAGUCGUUGAAAGAGAACCUUAUUAAACGGCUCAGAACAGUUAGCCAGGAAAAAUAACAUCCAGAUCCUCGAGCAACUUAGUGUGGUAAAUGUUGUAGUCUCCUGAUGAAUUCCUGCGGCAAUAGCUUGGUGUAUAAUCUGUGAUACAUUCCUCGUCAAGUUUCGUCUAAUGGUGGCAUCUUCCAAGAGUAUGUCAUUAUCUUUUUUGAUGCAUGCUGAAGGGGUACGAGAGAGUUUCAUUUUCGCGGCAUUUCCUCUGGUCAAACUUGAGAUGAUGGGGCGGGUUUCGAUAACUGCCGAAAAUUUUCUCUCUCCGUUUGCGCCUGUGCUGGUUUAUGGCAGAGUGAGAGAACAAGCUCAGGAUUCAUUUCAUUUUGUAUGAUAUCCUUUUUUCUGGAAACUACGGUUAGUUUAACAAUCCUCAUUUUAUGGACGCAUCUCAAUUUUUCCAUAUAAUGUGGCCGGAAUAGUACUUGUGGAUCUAUUGUAGUAUCACUGAGCUUCUUACCCCGUAAAUGUGGCAUUGCUACUCUUUGACUUGAACUUUUGUUUCACAACCUGCUAAUGUGAGAUUUCUCUUCAUCA
This is a messenger RNA of Rhododendron vialii, 2821 nucleotides long. Its product is annotated as ubiquitin carboxyl-terminal hydrolase 25. Gene Ontology annotation, cellular component: nucleus; cytosol. The record is from RefSeq and is a predicted model, not a curated record. The transcript has 9 exons. Gene Ontology annotation, molecular function: cysteine-type endopeptidase activity; cysteine-type deubiquitinase activity. Gene Ontology annotation, biological process: protein deubiquitination. The coding region runs from base 362 to 2293 and encodes 643 amino acids. Lineage: Eukaryota; Viridiplantae; Streptophyta; Magnoliopsida; Ericales; Ericaceae.